AUGGCCUGCCAAAACUGUCUACGUUAUUCGGGAAUAUUAGCCAUCGUGCUUGGUUUUGUACUGUAUCGUUGCAUAGUGAUUAAAACAUUGGUACGCAGACUGACUGUCAGUGCCGGUGACGCAAGCCCCCGUCUGCACUUAGCCUUGUAUAUUCUCUUGCAUUGUCACUGGCUGUGCCUGGCUGUUUAUCUUGUGAGCUACAUGCUGAAGAUCCUGGUGAUGGUGAUGGUGGUGGCAGUGCAAUGCGUGAUGAACCUGGUGGUGAUGAGGCCGCUGAUGGACAACGCUGAUGGCUGGACCAGUUCUCAAGACCACAGAGUUAUCCGAGAAAGCGUGAGUUUGUCUGUGGAGCUUUGCCUCAUCACUCUCCUGCUUAUUGUACUCAACAGACAGACUGAAAAAACAUCAAGAGUGUUGUACCUGUGGCGACAAGAAGUGGAGGAGCAGCGAGAGAGAGCAGCUGACAUUCGGCAAAGGAACGAGGCACUAGUUUACAACAUCCUUCCACAACAUGUAGCCACACACUUCAUGGGUAUUCGCAGGAAAAAGCACGAGGAGCUAUAUUCUCAGAGCUAUGAGGAGAUCGGCGUCCUCUUUGCAUCUAUGCCAAACUUUGGAGACUUCUACUCAGAAGAGUCUGUCAAUAACCAAGGAUUAGAAUGUCUACGAUUCCUCAAUGAAGUGAUAUCUGACUUUGAUGGGCUGCUAGAAUCAGUACAGUUCCAUGACAUCAUCAAGAUAAAGACCAUUGGAUCUACUUAUAUGGCUGCAAGUGGGCUCAAUCCAUCUAGACAAGUGAAGGAGGACGACCCAGUCAAAGUGCGAUGGGCACAUUUAGCCUUGUUGGUGGAUUUUGCAUUUGAACUAGUACGAGCCUUGCAGUCCAUCAACGAACAGUCCUUCAAUCACUUUGUGCUAAGAAUGGGUAUUAAUCAUGGACCCAUCACUGCUGGUGUUAUAGGAGCACGUAAACCCCACUAUGAUAUCUGGGGUAACACAGUCAAUGUUGCCUCAAGAAUGGAAUCCACUGGCAAGGCUGGCUGUAUACAGGUUACUGAAGAAACCACAAAGAUUCUGCAGCACUUUGGGUAUGUGUUUGAGCAGCGUGGUCUAAUAGCUGUCAAAGGAAAGGGAGAGCUUAUGACAUAUUAUUUGGUUGGUAAGGCAGCCAGUCCUCAGCAAGUUAAUGGAGAGUCUCUUGGUUACUCUCAGCAAGGAGACACUACAAACACCUGAGGAUAUAUAAUAUAAUGUAAUAUUAUUCACAGUCAGUCAAGAUCACAUAAUCAGAUACAUGUGUAUUUGCAGUUAAGACACAAGUUGGAAAUCAUGUACAGGUUCUAUGUGCUGAUACUAGAAUUGUGUGAAGAAGUCUAGAUUUACCAGAAAUUUUCCAGAAAAGACAAACUAGAGGUAGGAGUGUUAUCUUCUCAGUAUAGAGUUGUAAUAGGAACAUGAAAAACUCUUAUGUUUGUGUAGAUAGAAAGCAUUACUGGAAGAGUUCUUAAAACAUAGCUUGCAUUAGACUAUAAGUGAUAGGAAUAAUUGAUAGCACACUUGUAUUCUUUAGUUUGCACUUGAAAAAAUUGUACUUUCCCAUAAGAAAUCUAGUCACAAUGAACAUGAACAUGUUUAUUCUUUACUUAUUACAUGCAUAUGAAUUAUAUAUUCUGUGAAGUGUAAAUUUCAGAUGUAUUGGCCAGUGUCUGUGUAAAUACAUAAAUUUUCAUUAGUAUAUUCUGGAUAAGAGUGUGUGUGUGUGUGUGUGUGUGUGUGUGUGUGUGUGUGUGUGUGUGUGUGUGUGUGUGUGUGUGUGUGUGUGUGAGUGUGUAUUGACGAUGGUGUGGCUGUACAUGUGAGUGUUAGAAUAUGUAUAGAAAAUACAGUGUACAUUAUUGUCUCAUCAUCAAGUCAGUGUGAUGGUUAAAGUAUAGUUUUUUAGACUUCUAAUCACAGACAGGAAAAGAUGAUAACACAGCAGAUGAGAUUUUGGUUAUGGGGACCAUCUAUUACAUUCUUCCAAUAUGAUGUAAAAGUUUAAUUGUAUUCAGUUUAACCUUGUCUUUUAGAAGGCAAUUUUGGUUACUAUUUGCUACCUUUCACAUUUUAUAUACCUUAAUCCAGACAUUUUGUAGGAGGAUCUUAUCACAAACAUAAAUUUCAUACAAUGACACUAAAUUUGUAUAUUACAAUUAUACAGGAAUGUCAACCCAAAGUUGAAGUGCAUGGGAUAUAGCGGUGUGUAUUAGUAGGAUAUUUAGAAUAGGAACCUGACAUGAGAGUAAAAAAUGACCCAUAUUUACAAAACUGUAAUCAGUGGAACAGAGAUGGCAUUUAAUUAUAUAUUUUAUAUCAUAGAAGUUGCACUGUGGGUGGUUAUAACCCUUCCCAAUAUUUUUUACUGUCUAGAAUUGAUAGAAAAUUGAGAUUACACAACUGUACUUUACAACUGAGAUUAAAACAGUCUGCGACUGUCUGAAAUAAUGAGAGUUUUAUAUUUUUCUUAUGACAGAUUUUAGAAUAUGCAUAAGAAUAUAUAUAAGUAAUAAAUAAAAAUCCAACAAAAUGCUGGAAUUCUCAGAAACAUUACUGAACCUUUGAUUAAAAUAUUAUGUUAGAAAAACACUAUUUUGUAAAAAGUAAAUUAAGAUGUAAAACAUGGGCUAAAUACUUCUACCACAGUUUUCUGAUGUCUUUUCUUGCAGUUCUUUUUACAUAUUUCUGAAGUUCAUUAGACAGUCAUUAUUAUGCCUGUGUACAUGGUGGUGCCCAUACAUGUAUAAACUCAGAACAUAUACAGUCUGUGUAAGUGCACAAGUUUGCAUAUCCAUUGAUAAUCAUAGAAUCAUUUGCUCACUCUCACUCAUUCAACUGACCAUUCUUCACUCUAGAAAACUCGUAAAUACAUGUAGUAUAAUGUAAUAACUCCCCUUUGUGUGUGUCUUUUAAUGUACUCACUCCAGGAUAUAAAGAGGAAGUGCUGAAAGUAAAUUUUAUUGAAGUUUAUGAUAUUUAUUACAAUAUAAGUAGCACUUAUUAAUAUAUAAGCUCUUGGUACUUACCGUCACCCUUAUCAAGAGCAAUUACUACCCCAGGAUACUCUUUUUCAGUGAAUCAAGCUCAUGCAGGGAAAGGUGAAAUAUGUAUGUUAAGCUAUGUUCACCAUGUUCAUUUUAACAAAUGUCCCAGUGUUGUUUAUAUUAUAUCACUGAUGCUUAUGGUUGUGAUAUACAUAAUUUUGUCUGCUUUCCUUUGUGGCAUUUUGUAAUAUAAAAGAAAUCAAACAUAUUGUAAUAUUGGAUAUACUAGAAAGUAAAAAAUAUAUGUAUAAUUAUAUUACUUAUAUACAGAGAUAAUUAUUGUGUAUCAGUUAGUUGUAAUAGAAAUGGUCCAAGUUUAUAUUUUGAGGAGGCAUUUAAUAAAUUUUGUGAGACUGAGGGUGACAUCACUAAAAAUACUAUAUAUUUUAGGACUAUUUUUGUAUAUAGUGUCUCCUCAAUUUCUCUAGCACUCAUUGUAGUAUACAGAUAUAUGUAAGUAGCAUUUUCUAAUAUAUGGGAUGGAGAUUAUAUCAAGACCGUUAUAUAUAUUUAUAUUGUUUUUAUUUUGUAUGGUGAAAUUUGAACAAGCACUUGUACAUACUCUGAUAUUACAUAGCUCUCAUAGCUUAAAUAUAAAUUCUCCUUUUACACAAAUUACUCCAGAUAGCAUUUAUUUACCUUAUGAUUCAUUUAUAACAGCAACAAUUAUAUUUUCUUGCAUGUGAUUAUCAGCCAUUAUGUCAUGCAGACUGCAAGACUAGUACUACAAUCACAAGUAUCUGAUAGGUUUUCCAAUCUAGUCUUAGGCAAGCUGGUCUGUACAGUUGACACCUGUAACUCAAUCACGUGAAGCAUGCAAAGGUAAUCAGAAUAUUUUAUUUUAUUUAGAAAGGAAUUCUAUUCUUGAUAUACAUGCUGGAUUGUGUGGAAAGUAACAAACAUAUAUGAAUGUGAUAUAAAUAGAGGUUUAGGGUAAUGUAUAGUCAUGCAAAAAGCAACUGAACCCAUCUAAAAAUUAUUGUGCAGGUUUUUUUUAACUUUUUUAUCUUUAGGGACUCUGGAUACCAUUACAACAAGCAGCUUUCUUCAUCAUUUGGCUAUUUUUUCUUGAUCCUAAUAUCAUUAAUCAUAUUUUAGGAGUAUUGCAAUGAAUUGUAAUACCAUUCUCUUUACUUUGAAGAAAAAAUUUCUUAUCAAAUAUUUAAAGACAUCUUGCAUAUAUAUAAUCACUACUGUUACCAUUACCUUUCUGCACAGCAUAAUCAUGAUGUCAUAAUGAUUUGAAAUAUUUAAUCAUUCAUGUCAAGUAUCAUUAUGAUCACUCCCAUGUCAGUCACUGCAUUAUCAUCAUCAUAGUUUUCACUAGCAUCAUUACCCUCUAUACCACAUUUCCUAGUCUGCAAUUUCAAGCAUAAUGAUCCACCUUCACAUGCAGAUGUACCUUUUUGACUGGAUACCUCAUGUGAACAACAGGAUGGUACUAGAUGGAAUUGUCCUGGGCUUGAGGAAAGUCCUUUCUUCCAUUCAUACUCUGUUGCUUGAAGCAUUGAUAGUACACCAGACAAGGUUUCUCACCAAUGAAUUGCGUGAUAAGGUGCUUGCUUGAUGUUUUCCAAGGCUGCCUUCUAUUGGUGGAAAGGUGCUUUUGCAAGUUGUAUAGUAUCAUUUGCAAAAACUGUACACAGAAAUAUCAAUGCAGAUGUACAAACUUCAUCCACUCUGCUGCAAUGUCACCUACUACAGACAGACUCAUUGGAUUGAUCUCUAGAGCCUCCACUACUCACUUUUUCUCAAUGCCAUAGAUGGCAGCAACAGAAAUAACUUGUAACAGAUUCACAGCCUUGGGAAUGUGCUAUCAUGUGCUGCAUAAUGACAUUAUCAGUUUCAUAAUGACUGGAGGUCAAGUGUAUGCAGUUUCUGUAAUCAAAUCAUUUUAAUUGUUAUGACCACACCUGUUAUGAUGACAUUCCAUUUUUGCUGGAUGCAUUGCAGUAUUCAUUAUCCAUAGUCUAUAAUUAUGAUUUUCCUUAUAGCACAUGUAGAUGUGGUUGUACAAAGAACAUACUUGUUGCCGCAGCGAUGGAUAGUAGCCAUAUCCUCUCUGUGAACCCACAAAAUUAUUCUACUUAAACUUCAAAAUAGGAAGGAAAGAGUUGCCUUUAUUAUUCAUAGGACUUGACUAUAUAUGGACACAUACGUCAUGUGUCCAUAUGAAGAUAACAUCAUAACAUCAUAUAUUUCUUAUUAACAUCAUAUAUUUCCCACAUAACAUCAUAUAUUUCUUAUUUCAGAUUUAGGUCACAGGUACAGUAUACUCAUUCUCUGUAUAGUUGAAAGACAACUUAAUAUUAGAUUACAUAUACAACUUCAAUCUUCAUAACCUAGAUUUUACUGGGUGAUCUUGAUCAAUCAUCUCAUAAACUGAUUCAGUGCCCCCAUCCCCUAAAAAAAAAAACAUAUUAACCCUAGAAACACUAGAGUUGGCAUUAUAGUUUCUAAGAUAUGCAGGGGAUGUAAGAGAAGACCAUCUAAAAAAUAUCCAAAUAAUGGAAAAUGCAGGAUACCAUUUCUCAUGGAAAUGGUAUCCCAAGUCCCUAAGGGUUACAGAAGUGUAAAAACAUCUAUUAUAACUUUUUUGAAAGGGUUCAAGUGACUUUUUUCCUGACUAUUGUGGAUUCAGCUCUAAGAUCAAAGUAUACAUUUCCAUAAUUAGAUAUACUGUUUCAUAUGUUAAAUUGGUUUUGCUACACAUUUUGGAUUAGUUUAUGUUCUACAUUGCUGUUACAAACUGGAUAAAUGAUUAUGAAUAGUAUAUGACUAAUGGCUGUGUUUAAGAGGUUUCAUGUGGGCUUUCCAAAUGGUGUGUAAACAGGCAGUCCCCAACCUCAUUUUUAUUGGAAGUGUAGCAAGAUGUAUAGAAUGAAGGACUUAUGAAAGGAUAGUUCUCCAAUGAGGUUUCUAGAGUCAUACAUAAUAGGAAUAACCAUUAUGGUAGACACUAUGGACAGCUUUCAGAAUGAGUAGUGUAAAGAAUAUUUUUUGUAAAGAGAAAUGUUUAUUGUUUCAAGAUUGAUUAUUGUUUACAUAUCCUAGGUUUUAAAAAAUGCUGAUAAACUUGCCUAGUAAAUUAUAUAAAUACUAUGCAGAGAAAGAAUUUUUAAUGACAAUAUUCUCUCCAGUACAACAAGGAACAGGGUUCCUUGUUAAUGAACUGUCAAAUUUGAAUGCUUUAUCUUCUUUUGAUAACUAUGCUUAUCAUAGCUCACAAUAGAUCUGGAUGUCAUAAGAAUGGGUCUGUAUUAUUGCCAAACAAAGAAGCUUAUAUUUGUGUGUGUGUGUGUGUGUGUGAACAAUACGUAGCAAGACUGGA
Messenger RNA from Penaeus monodon (black tiger shrimp), 6411 nucleotides. Its product is annotated as adenylate cyclase type 3-like. The coding region runs from base 1 to 1236 and encodes 411 amino acids. Lineage: Eukaryota; Metazoa; Arthropoda; Malacostraca; Decapoda; Penaeidae. Gene Ontology annotation, biological process: intracellular signal transduction; adenylate cyclase-activating G protein-coupled receptor signaling pathway; cAMP biosynthetic process. The record is from RefSeq and is a predicted model, not a curated record. The transcript has 9 exons. Gene Ontology annotation, molecular function: adenylate cyclase activity.